This is a messenger RNA of Anoplopoma fimbria (sablefish), 2781 nucleotides long. It is a transcript of the gene mctp1a, whose product is annotated as multiple C2 domains, transmembrane 1a. Gene Ontology annotation, cellular component: synaptic vesicle membrane. Gene Ontology annotation, biological process: regulation of neurotransmitter secretion. Gene Ontology annotation, molecular function: calcium ion binding. The coding region runs from base 1 to 2766 and encodes 921 amino acids. Lineage: Eukaryota; Metazoa; Chordata; Actinopteri; Perciformes; Anoplopomatidae. The record is from RefSeq and is a predicted model, not a curated record. The transcript has 22 exons.
AUGGAGCAGAAAUCACCCAAGGAUGAGGGUACCACCAAAGGACAAGAGUCUCUGUCCUACCAAAGGAGGAUGUGGAAGAAUUUCCAGGAGAAAACCAAGCCUUGGCUGAGUCCUAAACUGGGAUCGGAGCGUCGGGGAGCCGGCGGCGCGGAGGGCAGCAAAAAGGAAUCUGGGUUAUGGAUGUUUAAGAGGAAAAAGAAACAGUUGGACCGGGUGUUUUCGUCGUCUCAGCCCAAUCUGUGCAGCUCUCCGUCGGCACCUUUUGGAGGAGAUAAGAAGUCCCAAGGUGGAGACCAGGUCCCCGGCACCAGCGCGCAGCCUCUCCAUCCUCUGGGAGCAGCUUCUGGAGCCACUGGGAGCAAACCAGAGCUGACUGCACAUGGAAGCCCAAAGCUCCCAGUAUCCCAGCUGGUCCUGUACCAGCAGAAGAGCUCUUCUCUGGGCUCGGCGUGCUUUGAGAAGCUGGUGGUGGACCCGGCCGAGCUGCUGGGAGGAGAGGAGCAGCUGCGUAAAAACGCCAGUGAUUCUGGCAUCAACAUAGUUGGACCCAGUAAUGCAGAGCCCCCACCUCAACUUCAGAUUCCAGCCAUGUACCAGCUGGAUAUCAUCCUGAGGAAAGGGAACAACCUGGCCAUCCGAGACCGAACAGGGACCAGCGACCCAUAUGUGAAGUUUAAGAUUGCAGGGAAGGAGGUGUUCAGGAGUAAGACCAUCCAUAAGAACCUCAACCCGGUGUGGGAUGAGAGAGUAAGCCUUCUAGUGGAAAACCUGAAGGACCCGCUAUACGUCAAGGUUUUUGACUAUGACUUUGGACUUCAGGAUGAUUUCAUGGGCUCAGCAUACCUUCAUCUGGAAUCACUGGAACAUCAGAGGACACUGGAUGUGGUGCUGGACCUGAAGGACCCACAGUAUCCUGAACAUAACUUGGGCAGCCUGGAACUGGGGGUCACUCUGUCACCGAAGGAGGGAGACGUGAAGGAUGCUACCAUGCUUUUGAGAAGGAACUGGAAACGAUCUAGUAAGUAUCAGAGUAUGCGUCUGUCAGAUGUGCACAGAAAAGCCCAGCUGUGGCGAGGUAUAGUCAGCAUCAGUCUGGUAGAAGGUCGCAACCUCCAGCCCAUGGAUGCCAAUGGCCUCAGCGACCCAUAUGUCAAAUUCAAGACGGGGCACCAGAAGUACAAGAGCAAGACAAUUCCCAAAACGCUGAACCCCCAGUGGAGAGAGCAGUUUGACUUCCAUCUGUACGAAGAGCAGGGAGGCUACGUGGACAUUACGGUCUGGGACAAAGAUGCUGGCAAGAAGGAUGACUUCAUGGGAAGGUGUACCAUUGACCUAUCGCAUCUCACUAAAGAACACACACACAAGCUAGACCUGCCACUGGAGGAAGGUGAAGGUGUGCUGGUGCUGUUGGUUACACUCACUGCUUCUGCCGCCGUUUCAAUCUCAGACCUGUCAAUCAACAUGCUGGACGACCCGGACGAGAGACACCAGAUCAUGCAGAGAUAUAGUCUGUGGAGGUCGUUUCACAACCUGAAAGAUGUCGGAGUGGUGCAGGUGAAGGUCAUCAGGGCUGAAGGACUGAUGGCAGCAGAUGUCACAGGUAAGAGUGACCCAUUCUGUGUGGUGGAGCUGAGUAACGAUCGGCUGCAGACGCACACUGUCUACAAAAACCUCAACCCAGAGUGGAAUAAGGUCUUCACCUUUAACGUGAAGGACAUCCACUCGGUACUUGAGGUCAGUGUUUACGACGAGGACCGAGACAGAAGUGCAGACUUCCUUGGGAAAGUGGCUAUUCCUUUACUACAUAUCCAAAAUGGAGAACGCAAAGCCUACGCCUUGAAAAGCAAGGAGCUGACAGGGCCAACAAAAGGGGUCAUCUUUCUCGAAAUAGACGUGGUUUUUAAUGCUGUGAAGGCUGGUCUCACGACGCUGAUUCCCAUUGAGCAGAAGUAUAUCGAGGAGGAACCCAGAGUGUCCAAACAGCUGCUGUUGCGUAACUUCAACAGAGUUAGACGCUGCAUCAUGUUCCUGAUCAACACAGGCUGCUACAUCAACAGCUGCUUCGAAUGGGACUCUCCUCAGAGGAGCAUCUGUGCUUUUGUACUUUUUGUCAUCGUUGUUUGGAACUUUGAACUCUAUAUGAUUCCUCUGGCUUUGCUUCUGCCUUUGGCCUGGAACUACAUCCUCAUUGCAUCGGGGAAGGAUACCAGGCAAGAUGUGCAAGCAGUGGAGGACCUGCUGGAGGACGAAGAUGAGGAUUUUGACAAAGAUGACAAGGACCCUAAACCAGGCCCCUGGGAUGACAGCCGUGAUAAAAACCAUAUCCUCGAAGAUAUGUUGGCUUCCUGGCACUUUGAGUGGAUACGAGCGAUGGUGGACUCGGAGAGAAAGGGCUUCAUGAACAAGCUUUAUGCCAUUCAGGACGUGUGCAUCAGUGUGCAGAAUGCACUGGAUGAAGUGGCCUCCUAUGGCGAGAGGAUAAAGAACACAUUUAACUGGACUGUGCCUUUCUUAAGCUGGCUGGCCAUCGUGGCAUUCGGAGCAGCCACCAUCAUCAUCUACUUCAUCCCUCUACGAUACAUUGUGCUAGCCUGGGGGGUGAAUAAAUUCACCAAGAAACUGCGAGACCCUUACACUAUUGAUAACAACGAGCUGCUAGACUUUCUGUCCAGAGUGCCCUCAGAUGUACAAGUGGUGCAGUACCGAGAGCUGAAACUGGAUCCCAAUCCCAGUCCAAAUAAAAGGAAGAAAAACAACCCCGGGUAGAUGACUGUGUCCGCC